Molecule: messenger RNA, 5201 nt
Organism: Portunus trituberculatus (swimming crab)
Lineage: Eukaryota; Metazoa; Arthropoda; Malacostraca; Decapoda; Portunidae
Gene: SWIP
Product: WASH complex subunit 4-like
Exons: 22
Coding region: 53-3547 (1164 amino acids)
Biological process (GO): endosome organization; endosomal transport
Cellular component (GO): WASH complex; endosome
Source: RefSeq, a predicted model, not a curated record
AUCCAGGGGGCGGGGCGGGUUGCAGUGUAAACAGAGGCAGAGACACGGCGAGAUGACAGUCGACAUAGAUUAUGACGAAAAUAGCCACAAAACUGUGGCUGAGCAGGAGCUGCGACGGUACAAUAGAAUUGUGGAACAGCAUGGAGAGCAGCUGGAGGAGAUCAUUGAGGCUCUGGGUCCUUAUCCUGCCCCACCAUGGGACCCAAAGCUUGAUCCUAUUAUGCUUAAGAUGGCACCUUUUGAAAACCUGUCGCUGGUGAGGCUGGUGCAAUCUGGCAACAAGAUGGUCAACAAGGUGGUGUUGACCUUCAGUGCUCUGUGUCUUGAGGCAUCACAGCUUGUGGAAGAGGCUCAGAGCAAGCUUUAUCCUCCACUUAUGUUGUAUGGCAAUAGAGUUGCUGCAGAAGGUGAGAAGACUGGAGAAUCCCAGAUGUCUUUGUCCCGGGUUCUGUCCACACUGCACCAUGCUGCCUGUUAUGUGCAGCGUGUGCAGAAAGUCAUACGUAACAUCAUGCAUCAAUUGACAUCCCUGUACCGGACAGACAAAAAAUCAAGCGGGACAAUAGAUGUCUCAGAUGUUCAUUUCCAGGUGAUGUAUGAGCACCUUGGCUCAUUGCUGGGCACACUGAUCACCAUGGAUGAGAUAGUGCUGAACAACUCUGUGCUGCACGAACACUGGGGGGCAUACCGGCGGCUGGUGCGCUCUGCUGCCUCAGACCAGCACAGAUUUGGCCAAGAUAAGGCAUCUUUGCAACCACUGGAGAAGCUCCUUGCAGAUGUGGAAACAGCAGUCAUGCAGGGCACCAUGUUUAUGUCUGUGCUGAGGCAGGUGUAUGACUGUGAGGGUCUGGUGGUGACACGGAACGGAGUCUUGCGGGAAGAAAUGAUGACAGUAGUCCUUGGAUGGUGUGGCCAGCUGGAACAAAGCAGUGGUGAGGGAUGGUGGUGUGACAACCAGCCACAAGUGGUUGGUGUGACUGCAUUGGCAGUGUUCCACCAAGUGGUCUUCAACUGCCAAGACAGGAGGCUAUCCAGGGUCCUGGGAAAUCUCUUCAAAAAGUUUCCCUCUAUCACUCUUGUGGGCUCGAUGGUGUGGCUGCCUGAACGUCACAUCCCCUCAGCAGCACCUACCCUGAGCCAGCUGUUUGACCGUAAGACUCAGGAUGCUCUGCUGGCCUACCGCACCACUCACUUGGCGCAGAAAACACAGACCAUUGCCAAGGAAGCUCAAGCAGUGAAUCUGCAGGUGUGUGGGUGGGCUGUUAACCUGGAUGCUGCUGCAAGGAAACAUUCCAGUCAGAUGAACAAUCAGGAUCUCAACCAAAGGGCUUCUCUCCUCCUGCAGGGGCUCAUUAUUGCACAUACAGUCAAGUAUAAUAUGGAAACAGUUCUCAACCUCCACUCUGUGUUAAGUAGGCCAAUGGGCAAGGCAUGUGCACUGAGUGUGUGCAGCCUCGUGGAGUCUCUCAAGGCUAUUGAGCACACCUACCACCGCCACAGCUCACUUCUGGCUGAUUCUCUCCCACAUGUGAUCCAGUAUCUCACUUACCAAGUCCUAUCCAUUAUCUCCACUGUGAAGAAUCGAGUCUCCAAUUCCCGCCUAGAUGCCCAGCGUCUGGACAUUUUGAUGGCUCUCAAUCUGGUGGAGCACAUGCUGUCUGGCUCAGGCACCAGAGAGCGCCGCUUGGUGACACGUGUGGCACUGUCAUUGGCCAACCAAGCCAAGGCAUUGCGGGAUGAAGACAUCUCUUCACUGCUGGUGGGUCUGCGGCGCCUGGACCUGGCCUGUGAGCUGCAGGCACGUGUGAAGCAGGCCACCAAUUGUGCCAUCCUAUACCACCACACUGUCAUCCUGCCCACCUACCUCACCCACUACCUGCAGACCCUUCAACAUGUCCACCGUAUCCAUUUUAUGUUGGCUGCCUUGCAAGAUUGUGCUGUGCAAUUAGAGGGUUGCUGCCACCUUGCCACCCCAGACCAGCUUGUCAAUGAGUUUAAAGAGGAGAUGUAUGGAUACAUCAAAGAACUUGUGUUAGACAAGGUGUGUCAGGAAGUGGAGACAGAGUUGCGGCUCAGUACACAUAGUCAUCUCCAACUGGAUAGCCGUAAUCCCUUCCAGACAUCUAUCAGAGAUCUGUCACCACUGCUGGCCCUGGAACCCUUCUGCCUCCUGUCGUCAACUCUCAUAUCAGUUAAAGAUUACGUGGAGCAGUACCUGGAGAGUACCUUCUAUGCACUGACUGUUGUGGCACCACAUGACUGGAGGACAUAUGAGGAGAUGCGCAAUCUUGCAGCAUCUAAGUAUAAUUUGUUUACAGUGCCUUCAUUCCUGCCCUCUCACACCCUUGACCAGGGUGUGGAUGUGUUGGAGAUCAUGCGCAACAUCCAUGUGUUUGUAUGCCACUACCUGUACAACCUCAACCAGCAAUUCUUCAUAGAGGCAGCCAGCAACAACAAACAUCUCAACACAGUGACCAUCAAGCACAUUGCCAACUCCAUCCGCACACAUGGGGCUGGAAUCAUCAACACAACAGUUAACUUCACCUAUCAGUUUUUGCGGCGCAAGUUCCACGUCUUCUCUCAGUUCCUGUACGAUGAGCAGAUAAAGUCUCGCCUCUUGAAAGACCGUCAGCUUUGGAGGGAGGCCAAAGCAAACCAGGAGCACUUCCCCUAUGAAAGUGCUGAGAAGUUCAAUCGCAGCAUCAGGAAAUUGGGCGUCACACCUGAGGGACUCUCCUACCUUGAUCAGUUUCGAGGACUCAUUUCGCACAUUGGAAAUGCCAUGGGGUUUGUGCGACUGGUUCGGUCUGGUGGGCUUCACUGCUCCAGCAAUGCUGCACGCUUCAUCCCGGAUCUGCAAGAUGUGGCCAGCCUGGAGCAGCUGUGUCGGGAUGCCCACACUUCCCCACAGACCCUGACAGCUGCUGAGAACCUGGAUGCUGUCAUCAACAACCUCACCCGCAAUUUUCACCAAGACACUGACUACUUCAAGCUGCUGGUAGAUGUGUUUGCUCCAGCUCUCCAGGACAAGAAGAACAGUCAUCUCAAGAAUUUUUAUCUCAUCAUCCCACCAAUGACAAUUAACUUUGUUGAAAGUUCUCUUACUGCGAAAGACAACAUGAAUAAAAAGAAUAAAUCAAGAGCUGCUUUCACAGAUGAUGGAUUUGCUAUGGGUGUUGCCUACCUCCUGAAGGUGUUGGACCAGAAUGCUGCCUUUGACUCCCUGCAUUGGUGGUCAGGUGUGCGGAGGAGGUUCAUUAAAGAGAGGGAAAAGGUUGAGCAACAGCGGCAGUUAUGCAGCAGUGGGGAUGACAAGCUCCAGCAGACACUUGCACUCACCAUGUCUCGUCUGCAGCAGUAUCAACAGGAAUUUGAGCUGAUGUAUCUCAGCUUGAGCAGUGCCAGGGUAUUCUUUAGGGGUGACUGGGCUUCUUCAUCUUCCUCUUCCUCUUCAGGAGAUAGCCAAAAGAGUGACACACAGUCCAUUGGUAGUGACUGCAGUGGGAAGGAAAAGCCUCUCAACAAGUCCAUAGAGAGUAAUGCAUAAGCAACAAAUUGUAGUUUUUAGGUUUUUGUUAACACAUAAUUUAUCUGGAUAGGUGAUACAUACUGACUUGAUUUACAGACACUUGACUAACACUUUAUUUAUUUUUUUUUCAAGUGAAGUUAAAAAUAAUCAGACUUCAUUAAGAUUAAUUCUGUGCUAACAAAAAAAUGUUAGCAAGUUAUUGCCAUCUGGUGAAACAAUCCAGUCAGGAAAGAUAGACAGAUCAUAUGAUGUGGGAGAAUAAGUAAAUUGGAUGUUUACUAGCUCACAAGAUUCUCUACACAAACAUAUAUUCAUCAUCAUUGAGAAUACAGGGUGAUCACAUGAAUGCAACUCGGUAUUUUCUUAACUCAUCUGUGGAUAAGAAACUUAAUAUGUAAUGCAGUUCCUAUUUUCUUUUGUGUCAUGUGUCUGGCAGGAGGUACAAAGUGCUCUCUCUCUCUCUCUCUCUCUCUGGCAUUUCAUAUAGUAAUAUUUUCUUAGUCCCAUGCAAAACAGCUGUAAAGUCCCUCAGGUGUUUCAUAUUUAGAAGAAUGAUACCAGUAUCUCAAAUCAGAUAAAUGUAUUAUAAAGCUUGUACAAAUAAGGAGAAUUUUCUAGUUUUUUAAGAAUUUAUCAUUGCAAACAAAAUUCAUAUCUACAAGUGUAAAUUUAGGAAGCUUUUAAGAUUUCUAGAUUUGUAAAUGAAAAAAAUAGCAUACAAGUAAUUUUUAUCCAUAUGACUACCAUAGGAUUAAUCUAUUGUAGAUACCAUUAGACAGUUGUUUAAAGUUUAGGGUGAAAUCUUUUUUGUAAUUAAGGUAUUAAAAAUUAUCUCAACUUCUUAUCAACUACUGUGAUGUAUUAAUUUUAUAACUGUAAUUUUGUAUGAUCUGUAAAUUGUUUGUAUUACUGAAUAUAAUUUGUAUUAUAUUUAUGAUUAACAAGAUGUAUAUUUUGAAUAUUGUUAUAAGAGUAACAGUAAAGCAUUCACUGCAAACAAUUAUUACACAUAUAAGUUUACAGGCAUGAUUGCUUUUUCUGGAAAAAUUACAGAUUCAAAGCUGCAUAUUUGCAUAGUUUUCACAAUAUUCAAAACUACAAAUGUUCACACUUCCAGUCUGUGGAAGGGAUUGCUGAGGUGCCUACUUUGUUGUUUGUACUCGACCUAUCCUUGCCUAAUGGUGGGGUGAUUGUUAUUGUUGGUAUUUUUAUAAGUGAUUUGUUGGAAUAAUGAUUAUCUUUGCUAAUGGCUGGUCUCACAUUUGCUUCUAUAACUGAACAAUGCUUCUGAACAAGAAUUCAAAAUUAUCUUACCAACUAAGUGAUGAUGGCAUAUAAAACAUUUCUUUACUUGUGCACUGGAAGUAAUUAAUAAAUUUUGUCUGAACUAUUGCUUGAGUAAAUCAAGAAGUAUUAGUAUGAAUAUGUGGUUAAGGAUUUAACCAAGACUCCUUCACUUGCCUCUAAAAUGCCAAAAAGGGUAAGCAGGACAAAGGUUCUUGUUCAUUUACCAAAUAAUGACAAAUGAAAGAUCAGCUGUAGCUCAGCCAAACUGGUAGGCUCUUGUAAACUAUGUUGACAAGGGCUCUCAUAUACCGAAACACAUUUAGACAGACAAAAAUUAUUGUGCAUAUCAAGUAUAAAAGAAGAUAAAUUUGAGUACACAACUUUU